Molecule: messenger RNA, 4151 nt
Organism: Doryrhamphus excisus (bluestripe pipefish)
Lineage: Eukaryota; Metazoa; Chordata; Actinopteri; Syngnathiformes; Syngnathidae
Source: RefSeq, a predicted model, not a curated record
GGAGGCAGCGGAUGAACACAUCGUGAAUGGUGUGCACGCACCCUUUUACAGAUUCAGCACAGCAGAUUUUAACUCGCCACCUCUUCUUUCCUGCAGCACAGCGUGCACACACACACAAGACAAUACUCGGAUUAACAGCGGCGCCGAACAAAACCGAGUGAAGACGAGCCGAUGGGGCGGGAAUGGUGAAAUGAUGGCGAAAUUAAAACGCCACACCGAACGCGUCAAGGUGGGAUCUGCAGCGCAACCGCUUUGCAAUUAGGCAAAACAAAUCCGCUCGUUUGUGCUUGUUUACAUCCACACGGGAGAGCAAGAUGUCCUUCACAACUGGGAUGGAUGCGCAGCACUGAUCGUUGUCAUGGAUACCAGCACGCGAAAAUUCACAGUGCGGAGAUGGUUUUCCAUCUACCUGAAGAACAAGGCCGCCAGGAACAAGAACACAACGGGUUUCUGUCAUCUUGAGGAUGAAAGCAUACUAAAGGAGAUCGACAUCAGCCACCAUGUUAAGGAAGGUUUUGAGAAAGCAGACCCCUCUCAGUUCCAGCUGCUUAAGGUGCUUGGCCAGGGAUCCUAUGGCAAGGUGUUUCUGGUGAGAAAGAUCAGAGGAGUGGACAGAGGACAACUGUACGCAAUGAAAGUCUUAAAGAAAGCAACACUCAAAGUCCGAGAUCGUGUGCGAUCCAAGAUGGAAAGAGAUAUUUUGGCAGAGGUCAACCACCCAUUUAUAGUCAAACUACACUAUGCCUUCCAGACAGAAGGGAAGCUCUAUCUAAUCCUAGACUUUCUCCGAGGGGGAGACCUUUUCACUCGUCUGUCAAAAGAGGUAAUGUUCACAGAAGAAGAUGUGAAAUUUUACCUUGCAGAGUUGGCACUGGCCUUGGACCAUUUACACAGUUUGGGAAUCAUCUACAGGGACCUCAAACCUGAGAAUAUUCUUCUGGAUGAAGAAGGACAUAUAAAGAUAACUGACUUUGGCUUGAGUAAGGAAGCCAUUGACCAUGAUAAGAGAGCAUAUUCCUUCUGUGGAACAAUAGAGUAUAUGGCGCCAGAGGUGGUCAACCGAAGGGGUCAUACACAAAGUGCAGACUGGUGGUCUUUUGGGGUGCUGAUGUUUGAGAUGCUGACAGGAUCAUUACCAUUUCAAGGGAAAGAUCGUAAAGAAACAAUGGCUCUUAUUCUAAAGGCCAAAUUGGGAAUGCCACAAUUCCUUAGUCCAGAGGUGCAGAGUCUAUUAAGAGCACUCUUCAAGAGGAACCCUGCUAACCGUCUCGGUGCAGGGCCAGAUGGAGUGGAAGAAAUAAAAAGUCAUUGCUUCUUUGCAUCGAUCAACUGGAACAAGCUGUAUAGGAAGGAAAGUAGGCCGCCAUUCAAACCAACAGUUGGAAGACCAGAGGAUACUUUUCACUUUGACCCGGAGUUCACGUCUAGAACACCUACUGACUCUCCUGGCAUCCCACCCAGUGCAAACACACACCAGCUGUUCCGUGGUUUCAGUUUUGUUGCCACAAAUCAAAAUCAGGAGCACAGUGUGACCGGCGUACUGCCUUCUCGCCAGGAGGGGAACACCAUAAUCCCAAUGGCACAGCAUCUCCGUGGUGAUGUGGCCUUCAGUGAUGUUUAUGAGCUAAAGGAGGACGUCGGACAGCCAGCCAACUCUGUCUACAAAAGAUGUCUUCACAGAGUUACUGCAGUGGAAUAUUCAGUGAAGAUCAUCGACAAAUCAAGGAAAGAUCCAUCUGAAGAGAUUGAGAUCCUGUUAAGAUAUGGACAGCAUCCUAAUAUCAUUACACUAAAAGAUGUGUUUGAUGAUGGCCACUGUGUGUACCUGGUUCAGGAUUUAUUGAGAGGAGGUGAGCUGCUGGACCGAGUAUUGACGGUGCCAAAUUUCAUAGAGAAAGACGCAUCAGACAUCAUCUGCACACUGGCCAAGACUGUGGAAUAUUUACACUCCCAGGGGGUUGUGCAUCGGGACCUGAAACCCAGCAACAUUCGCUACUCAGAUGACAGAGGACUCUCAGAAUGCCUCAAAAUAUGUGAUUUUGGGUUUGCCAAACAGCUGAGGGCUGAAAAUGGCUUACUGAUGACCCCAUGUUACACAGCGACAUUCAUGGCACCAGAGGUUCUGAAGAAGCAAGGUUAUGAUGCUGCAUGUGACAUCUGGAGCUUGGGUAUCCUGCUUUACACCAUCAUUGCUGGCUUCAGUCCAUUCGCCAGCUGUCCUGAUGACUCAGCAGAGGAAAUUUUGGCUCAAAUUGGCUGUGGGAAAUUUAUCAUCAGUGGCGGUAACUGGGACCUGGUGUCAGACGCUGCCAAGGACAUUGUGACCAAGAUGCUCCAUGUGGACCCUCACCAGCGCCUAACUGCGCCACAGGUCCUUCGCCAUCCCUGGAUUGUCGAGAGAGACCAGCUCUCUGACAGAGUCCUCACUAGACAAGAUGUACUCACUGUCAAGGGGGCGCUGUCUGCCACCUAUUCUGCUUUGAGGCGCUGUGCUCCAACCCCAGUCCUGGAGCCUGUACAGUCCUCUGGCCUCGCCCAGCGUCGGGAAAUGAAGAAAGUUGGAAGUGUUGUCAUCGAUUCAGACCUAAAAGAAAAGGGGUAGAUGAAAGAAAGUAACACUAUUCCUAAUUCGAGAGGAUAACUCUAUUAUUCACGCUUGCCUCUGGAAUUGGAGAUCCUGGUUCCUAAAGUUGCAGUGGCCUUUGUCAGAUCCACUGGUUCUCUCUCAGUUGUCAUUAGAAAAAAAACUAUGCUCUUGGGUACACUCUCUCCAAGAGCUGCAUCAUCUGAUUUUGUUUAUUGUGGUGAGCAUGUUGAACUGCAUUACAUCUAAUAUUUUGGGUACAUUGGUUUAGCUAUAGUGCACAAGAUGGGCAACAUAUUAAACACAUAAUGCAGGAUUUCCGGAGACGUGCAUCUGUGCCUAAUAAAGUGUCCAGUGACCUCAGUAUUUGUCACUAAUCCGUUCCAAAAGGUCAGACAAAAACAAACGUACAGGAAAUAACAUAGGAAGUAAGGUGAACUCAAUGAAUCCUUUAACCUCUGUUACUAGACUUCAGAGUAGUUUUACCCUUGUUUGGUCGUACAUGGCUUUAUUAAACUUGUAGUGAGAUACAGUAUGUUUUUCAUCAGACCGUAUUCAUUGGAUCAGUUAGGAUCACACUUAGACACACCCAUUUCUCCUCUGCAGUAUAUUUACAUAACCGUGUCAAUCAUGAUGUGUUUCAUCUAAUCAGUCUUUUGAAUUCUAAAGAUACAUGCAUGUUGUAAAUGUAAAUAUCAUGUCAAUGUGAACAGUCUUAACAGUCCCAUGGCAGUCUAAUUGCUCUCCAUGUGCAAAAUCAUCUAAUAGUUUUGUAUUUGUAGUUGUAUUUGUCCUCCCAUAGAUGCAGCCGAAAAGUCUUACCAAGAGGUCAUAGUCACCCAUAUAGACAAUUUAGCAGUACGGUUAUUUAUGUUGUAUGACAUGUUAAAAUGAUUAUGUAGGGUACAGCAUGGCUCUUAUUGUGCACACCACGCUCAAUCUUAAUCUGCGUGUGCGAUCAAGUACCGUGGCUAUACCAUUUCUGCAUCUGUUUGCUUGUAGCUUUUGAAAGACAAAACAUUUGAGAACCACUGUGUCAGAAAUGUAUAUACAAACAGAACAGAGAAUGCAAUCAAACAAUACGAGGUAAGACUGAAGUAGCACCUUUUUGAUGUGCAAAGUCUCCGUAGAAAAGUAGAUUGACCUCCACCCAAUAAUCGUGUUUUGAUGUUUAAUCAGUAGCGAUAUAGCAAAAGUGAUAUAACUUGGAUGAAUCCAUUUGCACUGCAUAGCCAAGUCAGGUAGCAUUGCUUUUUCCUCCUAUGUUGGUAAAACAUAAGUUGGUAAAACUCAUGCUGGAGGUAAAUCUGUAAAUAGUUUAUUUUGAAUGUACAUACUACGGCGCCAAAUCACCUGGACGAGGUUACAUUGUGUAUAGUGUACAAUUAUGAGAAAGCAUUCUGACUGUAAAUAUUGUGCGUGCAGACCGUAUAUGCGAUACGACACUGUGUUGUGCACUGAUUUAUGGAUGUAAAUACUGUCUAUACCUGGCUAAUCAUUGACAUGGUUGGUUAAUAUGCCAAAGUUUUACAAAUAAAGAAUAUGAUUGGGAAUAGGAAUCAUCACA